AUUAGAUCCAACAUGGCGAUCGUCUUUUCUCUUUUGUACUAGUUCCGGAGCAUAUAUUUGAUUUUAUUCGGGUUGUUAUUUAUGUUGUCGCAGUUUUCUGACGAUCGUGCACAUCUCUAGAAAGAUACAUCAAGUACUUUGUAUGAUUGAAGACGUCACAAAGACACUCAACUCAUUCGUAUUUUGGAUUUUUAAUGAAACAAUUUGAUUUUUUAAUGUGAGAAACACUUCGCAAGAUGCCAAGGUACGGGACCAAAACGUACAGCCGUAAAGGCAAGGACUCAGUUACCAGUAACGAUUUUGAUGACAUAUUCACUGAAAGCGGCAAAAAAGGUAAUAUGCCGACAAAAACUGCAUCUACACACCAGCGAUGGGGUAAUAUGACAUAUACAAGCAGUCGUUUGACGAGAAAAACUGCUUCGGAAAUGCAAGCAAGAGAGGAACAGCCCCAGCCAAUGGUGUCUCCGAAACGGAGGCGACUCACUGAUGAUUCAGGAGACCCCUUCAGCUUUGAGAGUGAUGAUGAAAGAGUGUCACCUAGGAGGAAGAACAGACAACCCCCUCCAGAGAGCCCUCAAAGAAGAAGUCAGAUGAUGAGCGAUAAAAGUAAAGUGCUAACCAAUCUUAAGCAAGGUCUACGUUCUAGCGCUGAGAAUACAAAAAUUAAUCUCACAACUUCAAUUCACAAGGUGGAAAAAGAGAUCGUCACCAGCAAAGCCAAAGCAUCAAGUUCAAAACCAAAACCGCCUGCUAAAGUUGCUGAGCUGAGAUCCAAAAAUAUUGAUUCAAAGUCAAAGGUUGUACUUGCCGACGCAAAAUCAAAGAGUAUGGAUUUAAAUGUGCGACCCACUGACCCAAGGUCAAAGGUAUUGGAUACAAAGCUGAAGGUUGUGGAUAAAAAAGUUGAUGUGUCAGCAAAGAUCAUGGAAACAAAGGCGAAAGUUUUGGAUAAAAAAUUCAAACCUGCUGACUCAGGCUUAAACGUUGUAGAGACAUUGUCUAAAUUUAUCGGGGAAAAAUCUACGAGUGAUGUCACAUCCAAGACACUUGGCAAUAAGCUUUUACAUUCUUCAAAAGAAGCAGUGUCACUCAGUAUCGAAACAAAGGUUGGGGAGACCAAUUCUAAAAGACUGGAUUCAAAAUCAAAAACAAAAUCAGAGCUUAUUAACAAGUUUUCUUCAAAGCACAAGUUUGUUGCUAGUAAUAAAUGCGUUUCCAACUCUAACAGUUAUGAUCUUAUAACCAUUCCCAUGGAAUCUAUUAUCUCAGUGAAGCCCAAGAGACAGGUUACUCUUGAUAGAUUUACACACAAGCCAGCCAAAGAACUGGACGGCAUUAGGACCCAAGAGGAGCAUGCCUAUGCACAGAAAUCGCCACCAAAAGAGAAAACACAGGGUAUAAUGCACCUUAUGGAGGAAGAACAUGCAUAUGCACAAAAGCCACUGCCAAAUAAAAUGGAAGAGGAACAUGCAUAUGCCCAAAGACCACAGAAACAGUGUAUUAUAUUAAAUCCAACAGAUUACAGGACUAAUUCUCAUGCAAAAGCCAACUCCAAGCAAGUGAACAGCAAUUCUAUGGCUAAAACAAAUUCUCAGAAAUCAAGUUCUGGACUUAAAACUCUUUCGAAUCCUGGUUCCAAAACUUCAACACAUUCUGUGACUACAGUGAAAACGACGAUGACUAAAAGUCUGCCACGGACCAGCUCUGCACCUUCUAUGUCAUCAUUAACAUCAGCCAGUCAUAACUCAGGGAAAGAUGCGUACGAUUUUGAUGAUGCUGAUGACGACUUUGUCGGAACUGUCAAGCGAGUGAAAGUAAUGAAAACUUACAGCAGGCAUGGGUCAUCAUCGUCACUGAAGCUUUCUGGAAAUGCAGGGGGAAGUCAAAUACUUGCGUCAUCACAAACCAGCACAGGAAGUACGGCACUGUCCCCGUCCCCGUCAUCCUCACAGUCAUCCACACAGUCAUCAACACAGGAUACGUAUAAAUUUGAUGACUCAGAUGACAGCGAUACGUGUAUACCAAGUUCCAGUGCCGAUGAGCAAAUUAUUAGAAAGGUCCGGCCUAUGAGGACAAAUCGAUUCAAUACGUUCACAUCCUCCAUAUCAGGUAGUAAAAUAAAGAAGAAUUUAACUGAGCAAAAACCAAGUCCAAAAAAGACUCCAACGAAAGCUGUUUACAAUGCUAGACCAUGGCAGGCUAACACAAAAACUGUAACAGAAAACGAUUCGGAAGAUGAAGAGGACACCUUGUCGGAACUAAAUAAUCCAGUGCCAUCGACAUCGAGUCCAGGUCUUGUGAGAUCGGUAUCCUAUCCAACAAAGCUGUAUGAUGAUGCUGUCACAUCAAUUAAGUGCAAUAAGCAAGCAAAACCACUAUAUACAGUUGUGAAGCAUGUGAAACAGGCACAUCAGUGCCAGGAAAUUGGAGAAAGCCAGCAGUUUAUUGACGAUAUAGAAUAUCUACUGGAUGGUCUAAAUGAUACGGAAACCAUGGCAACAAGAUGCCUUAGUGCUGUUGAAUUGGCUGGUAAAUGUGCUGUGUCGUCAUUUCGUAUGCAUCUCAGAGCACAUGGCAUGGCCGCAAAGAUAUUUACUGCUGUUCAUGAUGCUGCUACAAAUCCAAGUUUAGCAAUGUGUACGUCUGCAUUAAUGCAUAUGCUCAGCAAGGAUAGACUGAAUAUGGACCUGGAUCAGAAAAGUCUGGGACUACUAGUCAAAUUACUCUCAGUCGAUCCAAGAACAUCGCCAAGUAAAUUAAGCAAAGAGUACAACAGAACAAAAGAAAAGGUGCGGAGUAUAUACAAGAAACUUCCAAGUGCUAUGGUGAAAGGCCUUGACCUCAACAAUUUAACGACAAGUUGUCUUGCUUUAGAGUCAUUAUUGUCUUUGAUAGCUAUGAAAUCAGGUGAAUGGUUUAAAGAAGAGUUAAGGAAAGUUGAUGGUUUGGACUAUUUUGUUCACACAGUUUCCGAGUGUGUGGAGUCAUUGACAACAUUGAAUGACAGUUUAACUGAUAGUAUGAUUGAGAAAGUCUCUAAAAUGGAAAGAUGUCUACAAGUGCUUGAGAGUGUGACAUUUAUGAAUGCAGAAAACCAGGGUUAUCUCAUCACAUUUGAAAAUUUUCUAUUAGUGUCAUCUACAAUCAAAGCUCUACGAUUAUGUGAGAGGUUUGUUCAAAUCUAUGCAGUUGAUGAGGAAUCUGAUUCAAGUGAAGACAUUAGUACAAGUAAAAAACCAGGAAUUGUUAUACGAAAGUGUCUCUUAUCGGUGCUUAAAUUACUCCUGAAUUUGACACAUGACAAUGAAUGGGGAAGUACAAAAAUUGGUGAAAGAGAUGGAUUGAUACCGAUGGCAUUUUGUUGUCUUUUACAAACACCCCAGUAUUUACCCAUAGAUCAGAGAUUUGAUAUAUUAGUAUUGAGUUUGGGUCUUCUUAUCAAUUUAGUGGAACACAGUGCUAAGAAUCGUAAAGCUUUAGUGGCCACCAAUACACAGUUUUCCUAUGAUUCACAAUCAGAGAACGAGAGCUGUAAUUCAGUUGAUGAUGAUGCUGUCUCAUCCGUUGAAGCACUAGUUCAGCUAUUCUUACAACGAGAAAGAGCAGCAAAAGAAGCUGAGAAGCAGAAAGAUGCUUUUAAUGAUCCUGAGCAACUAAACGACAAGAGUGGUAAAUGGAUAGAGUCAGAAGAAGGCCUUGAAUGGGUUGUCAUUCCUGAAAAAGGUGAUAGUUCCCCACAGAAUACCAAGGAAAAGGUUAAAAAAUCAAUAACAAAAGCCCUACAUAAAGCAGGCAAGCAAAUGGAAGAUAGUAUUGUAGCAUCUUACAUUGCCCUUCUAAUUGGAUGUCUUAUACAAGAUAACAGCCAAACAUUAACGAAGGUCAAGCAGUUUCUUCCUCAAGGUGAUUUUAGCGGUAUGGUUGAAAUGCUCACCAAGUUUUUGGAUUUUAUGAGUCUCACAGUGGCUGCUGAAACUAAGGGCACCAAAUCAAUAUCUAGAGUAAUAGAAGUAUUGGAAACCAGCUAG
This is a messenger RNA of Saccoglossus kowalevskii, 4028 nucleotides long. RefSeq names its product wings apart-like protein homolog. The record is from RefSeq and is a predicted model, not a curated record. Lineage: Eukaryota; Metazoa; Hemichordata; Enteropneusta; Harrimaniidae.